GGCGGCGUCAACGCGUUCCGCCCACUCCAGGAGGAGAUAUUCGCCGCGGCACGGACGACUCGAUCCUGGCCUGGACCACGACGGACGCGAGCACGACCCAAGAUAGCCUGGGCCCAUUGGUCACCAGCCAGCCCGUGCUUGCACCCUCGCCUGCAUACUUUCGUGGCCAGGGCAACGUCAUCCACUUCCUCUCCUCUUGGGCGCUCCAGGUCGAUCACAUGUCCCUGACACCAUGGGGUGUCUUGAUCGAGGCCCCAGUCCUGGCAUCAGACGAAGACUUGCAGCAUAUCACGGCCGUCCUGUCCAGUCGCUGGGUGGCCGACUUUCGCGGUCCGCUCGCCAUAGACCUUGAGUCCGCUAGUGUCUUUGAUGAGUGGGCACCUCCGGAUCACCGCGUUUACAAGCGUAUCGGGCUCCGCCAAGUUCAGUUGCCAGAGGACGCGGCUCCACGUGACAACUUGUCGGUAUACCUGCACAAUCUCCCGCGGCGCAAGAUCCGCCUCGUCGACAGUGCCAGCCCGCUUGGCCUACUUGCAGGCGAAGGGCGGGUCACAACAAGGACGAAGCUGCCGCGGAUCUGGGUGCGGCUGGUCGAGGAGGGUGUCAAGAUCGUGUCUGUAUUGCCUGCUACUGCAUGGAAUCCCGAGCUCCUUGUCCUUGAACCUUCGACCGUGGACCCAUACAAAUCUCAGCGGCAGGUCAUGGUAUUGUCGGAUGACGAAGCCACCGCUGCUGCUAACGGCGAUGGCUGUGCUGAGGCUGGGCUCCAUGUGAUUGUGCUAUCGGUGCGCCACACGGGCAGGGCCGCUGAGCCGUACGAGGUGGGUGUCCUCAUGUUCCCAGUCUGGCCUGGCAGGGGCUCGCUGCAGGACUGCUUGAAGGAUGCGCAGCAGAUGGAGGUGCCGCCGGAGUCACUUUGUACGUUCUAUAACCGCCCCGUCGGGCCGUGGCGGCCAAAUGUUGCAUCGCAGACCAGCAAGCUUGGCGAGUCUAUGAUCAGAGCGAGCCUUUGGGAAGACCUAGUAUUCGGCGAAAAGGUCCAUGUUCUGGACAUUGAGAGAGAUCGCACCACUGCAUAGUCAUACACUUCCCAUGGAUGAAGGUACCAGGCAGCUCAUGGGAUAUAUAAUCUACAUAGCUUGCUAGGAUACCCAUUAAUGAAUGUUCAAUCGUUCUAGUCCACCUUCAUUGCGGAUGCUAUCUAGGUUCAGGUAACAAAUGUACGUC
This is a messenger RNA of Microdochium trichocladiopsis, 1227 nucleotides long. RefSeq lists its product as uncharacterized. The record is from RefSeq and is a predicted model, not a curated record. The transcript has a single exon. The coding region runs from base 219 to 1079 and encodes 286 amino acids. NCBI's taxonomy places the organism in Eukaryota, Fungi, Ascomycota, Sordariomycetes, Xylariales, Microdochiaceae.